CCACGUCUUUCUUGUCUCUCUGUAGAUUCCCUGGCUCUUCAGGAGCGUGGAGAACAGCCUCACUGGUGUGUGGUGGCCUAUUGGGAGGAAAAGACCCGCGUUGGGCGCCUCUACUCCGUCCAGGAGCCAUCUCUGGACAUCUUUUAUGACCUACCUCAGGGCACGGGCUUUUGCUUGGGCCAGCUCGCCUCCGACAACAAGAGUCAACUGGUGCAAAUGGUUCGGGUCAAGAUCGGCUACGGCAUCCAACUGAGCCGCGAACCCGACGGCGUGUGGGUGUAUAACCGGAGUUGCUACCCCAUAUUCAUCAAGUCAGCCACACUGGACAACCCCGACUCGCGUACGCUGCUGGUGCAUAAAGUAUUCCCCGGCUUUUCCAUCAAGGCCUUCGACUUUGAGAAGGCGGGAAGCCUACAGCGGCCCAACGACCACGAGUUCAGCCAGCAGCCGCGGACGGGCUUCACCGUGCAGAUCAGUUUCGUGAAGGGCUGGGGGCAGUGCUACACCAGACAGUUCAUCAGCAGCUGCCCCUGCUGGCUUGAGGUCAUAUUCAAUAACCGAUAACAGUGAGCCCCACCCCCUCACCACGCCCCCCAUUCCUUCAUGGAGAUGGACUAGCCCUUACCUUUUAUGGACUGUGUUGUCUUUCUGUUUUGUUUUUCACAAGAAGUUCUCCGAAGGAUGUUUUG
Messenger RNA from Sinocyclocheilus grahami, 689 nucleotides. RefSeq names its product mothers against decapentaplegic homolog 7. The transcript has a single exon. The record is from RefSeq and is a predicted model, not a curated record. NCBI's taxonomy places the organism in Eukaryota, Metazoa, Chordata, Actinopteri, Cypriniformes, Cyprinidae. Gene Ontology annotation, cellular component: heteromeric SMAD protein complex. The annotation marks the transcript as partial. Gene Ontology annotation, molecular function: transcription regulator inhibitor activity; I-SMAD binding. Gene Ontology annotation, biological process: regulation of transcription by RNA polymerase II; cell differentiation; SMAD protein signal transduction.